CAGCAAGGGAUGUAAGUAGAAGCGCAAGGAUAUCACUCCUGCUGGAAAAUCACGUUCGAUAGUCGAUAGAGUGAACUUUCACGUCAUGUCUUCAAAAUUCUUUGAAAUUCUCACUACCUUUUUGGUGUUGUUCACUGUUCACACAUCUGCAGCUGAACGUUGUGGCCACAGGCCUCCGCGACCUAGAGGACGAAUUGUAGGAGGCCACGAGACAAAACCGGGCGACUACCCCUGGCAAGUGGCCAUUAGCUUCAAAACUGGUGGCAAAACUAUACAUCUAUGUGGAGGAGCGAUCUUGGAAGAACGAUGGGUUAUCACUGCUGCUCACUGCUUUCGAACGACAGACACAUCAAGCUACAUCUUCCGGGUAGGGGAUUUCGCUAGAGAUGUGAAAGAAGAGGGCGAGUUCGACAUACCAGCAGAUAAGAUCAUUGUGCAUAGGAAGUUCAACAAAGACACAUUCCAAAAUGAUAUCGCCUUGGUACGCCUGAAACGACCAAUCAACUUCAGAAGGAAUCCGCAUUUGGUGCCCAUCUGCCUCCCAGAGUCAGGAAUGGACUUCAAGGGAACCUGGUGUAUGGCUACGGGAUGGGGCGAUCUAAAGUACAGAGGACCUUCUGCAAAGAAACUCAUGGAGGUGAUGCUACCCGUGUGGGACCAAGGGGAAUGUCGUAACGCCUAUAAAGCCUACAACCAAGUGAAAGAUAGCAUGUUUUGCGCAGGUUACAAAGAAGGAGGAAAAUCUUCCUGCAGCGGUGACUCCGGAGGCCCCCUUCAGUGCUCUUCCGACCAGAAGACAUGGUACCUGGCUGGUGUGGUGUCGCAUUCAGUGGACUGCGCCAUGCCUAAUACCCCUACGGUGUUUACAAGGGUGUCUUCGUUUCGAAGAUACAUACUGUCCGUAAUAAAGAAAUACGGUUAAUAAACGAUCCGUAUUCUGACGGAA
This is a messenger RNA of Ornithodoros turicata, 946 nucleotides long. Its product is annotated as trypsin-1-like. The record is from RefSeq and is a predicted model, not a curated record. Gene Ontology annotation, molecular function: serine-type endopeptidase activity. Bases 86 to 922 code for a protein of 278 amino acids. Gene Ontology annotation, biological process: proteolysis. NCBI's taxonomy places the organism in Eukaryota, Metazoa, Arthropoda, Arachnida, Ixodida, Argasidae. The transcript has 6 exons.